UUAAUUUCAUCACUAGUUGUUUAAAAAUCUUCUUCUUCAAGCAAAUUAAAAUCUUAUUCGAAAAUGUCUUGCUGUGGAGGAAACUGUGGUUGCGGAGCUGGCUGCAAGUGCGUUGGAUGCGGAGGUUACAAAAUGUACCCAGACUUGAGCUUCUCCGGCGAGACCACCACCACUGAGACUCUUGUCCUCGGCGUUGCUCCGUCGAUGAACUCUCAGUACGAGGCUUCCGGCGAGACUUUCGUUGCCGAGAACGAUGCCUGCAAAUGCGGAUCUGACUGCAAGUGCAACCCUUGCACCUGCAAAUAGAUAACCACAUAAACCCCUAAGAGUUGCAAUAAACCUUUAUGUUAUGUUUAAUAAUGGCUGAUUUCUCCGGUUGUUUUGCCGGUGACAGUGAGUCUUGUCCUUCUGUGUGUGUGUUUUUUUGGUUUGGUCAUGAGACAUCUCUGUAAGCUUUAUCUCUGCGACUAUAUAUAAGCCAAAAGUAUUAUGGGUCCGAGUCUUAAGUU
Brassica oleracea var. oleracea is the source of this 509-nucleotide messenger RNA. Its product is annotated as metallothionein-like protein type 2, MT2-22. Bases 64 to 306 code for a protein of 80 amino acids. Lineage: Eukaryota; Viridiplantae; Streptophyta; Magnoliopsida; Brassicales; Brassicaceae. The transcript is spliced from 2 exons. The record is from RefSeq and is a predicted model, not a curated record. Gene Ontology annotation, molecular function: metal ion binding.